AUGUUAACCCCUAAUAAUGCCUGCUCCGUGCCUACCUCUUUCCAGCUCACUGGCAUCCCUGGCCUGGAAUCCCUGCACAUCUGGCUCUCCAUCCCCUUUGGCUCCAUGUACCUGGUAGCUGUGCUGGGGAACAUGACCAUCCUGGCAGUAGUAAGGAUGGAGCACAGCCUGCACCAGCCCUUGUACUUUUUCCUGUGCAUGUUGGCUGUCGUUGACUUGGUCCUGUCAACCUCUACCAUGCCCAAACUACUGGCCAUCUUCUGGUUUGGUGCCCAUAACAUUGAUGUGAAUGCCUGUUUGGCCCAGAUGUUCUUCAUUCAUUGCUUUGCCACUGUUGAGUCAGGCAUCUUCCUUGCCAUGGCUUUUGAUCGCUAUGUGGCCAUCUGUGACCCACUGCACCAUACCUGGUUGCUCACCCAUGCUGUGGCAGGUCGUUUGGGACUGGCUGCCCUCCUCCGGGGGGUAAUCUACAUUGGACCUCUGCCCCUAAUGAUUCGCCUGAGGUUACCCCUUUACCAGACCCAAAUCAUUGCCCAUUCCUACUGUGAGCACAUGGCUGUGGUCGCCUUGGCAUGUGGUGACACAAGGGUCAACAACUUAUAUGGAAUGGGGAUUGGCUUCCUGGUAUUAAUCCUGGAUUCACUGGCCAUCACUGCCUCCUAUGUGAUGAUUUUCAGGGCUGUAAUGGGCUUGGCCACCUCUGAAGCCAGGCUUAAAACCUUAGGGACAUGUGGCUCUCACAUCUGUGCCAUCCUCGUUUUCUACAUCCCCAUUGCUGUUUCUCUCACACACCGCUUUGGCCAUCGUGUGCCUCCCCAUAUCCAUAUCCUUUUGGCCAACAUUUACCUCCUCAUCCCACCUAUCCUCAACCCAAUUGUCUAUGCUGUCCGCACCAAGCAGAUCCGAGAGACUCUUCUCCAUAUUAAGGCAAGGACUCAAACCAGGUGA
Rhinopithecus roxellana (golden snub-nosed monkey) is the source of this 948-nucleotide messenger RNA. RefSeq names its product olfactory receptor 52M1-like. Gene Ontology annotation, molecular function: G protein-coupled receptor activity; olfactory receptor activity. The record is from RefSeq and is a predicted model, not a curated record. Gene Ontology annotation, biological process: G protein-coupled receptor signaling pathway. Lineage: Eukaryota; Metazoa; Chordata; Mammalia; Primates; Cercopithecidae. Gene Ontology annotation, cellular component: membrane.